AUGAAUCAAGUUCAUUUAAAUGUGUUUAAUGUGGUUUUGGAGCAGAAAAAUGAAAAGCUGGAAAAAAAAGCUGAACUGAUCCAGAAGAGCCUUGACACAUGUCAGCGUCAGCUGCAGGAGCUGAACAAGGAGAAAGUCACAAACUCAAAACUGAUCUCAGAUCUGGAGGCAGAGCGCUCUCAGCUGAUCAGAGAGAAAGAGGAGCUGCUGACCAAAAUAAACCAAUGUGCACAAGAAACGGAGGAAAAGAGCUGCCAGCACAGGAAAUCCUUGGAAGUUUUAGAGUUAGAAGUUCAGAAAGUGCACGAUCAGUGUUCGGUUUUAGAGGCUGGAGUCAAAGACAAGGAGAGGAUGCUGCACCUUCAGGAGGAGGAGUUUAACAAACAAGAUGACAUGAGGGUCAGAUGCAUUGAUGAGCUGAAAGCUGUGGCUUCACACUGGACUGAGAAGUGGCAAAACGCGGCUCUGACCCUUCAGGCCACACAGAACCAAUUAGAAGAACUCACAAGGAGGACUUCUGCAGAUCAAAUGGAGUCUGGCUCAGAGCUGAGGGCUGAGCUUCAAAACAACAAACCAGAGCUGGAGCAGGAACCAAGCAGGGCUCAGAGCCAUCAGGCACAAGGAGUCCAGAGGCUUCAGACUAUCCCAAAAGAGACAGACUUAUCAAAAUCCUAUUUGGUGUGUGAGCAUCCACCAGAGCCCCAGUUUGACCAAAACACACAGGCGUGGACACAAAACGACCAGGUGCAAAGUCUGAGACAGAAACUAGCAGAAAAGGAGAAGGAAAUGACUGAAAGAGAACAAGCCUUUAGGAGUUUAGAAAAAAUGAGAGAGAUGGAAAAAACUGAAGCUCAGAUCAAGAUUUCUACUCUGCAGCUGCAGCUGAUGAAAAAAGUGUCUGAAGAGGGCAAAGAUGAUGGAGACCUGCAGUCAGAUGUGUUGGACCCUGCCUCACUGCAGCCAGAUGAGCAUGGGAGGAACACGGACCUGCUAGCUGCUGAGAUGCAUCUGAAACAACAGCCCUACCUGGAUAAAGAGGAGAAAUUAUCAGCUGAAGACAGGAAGGAUAAGCUGAUCUGUACGGUUGAUCCAGAGAUGGAGCAGCGAAGACGAAUGAUCACAGAGCAGUUAAAGAGUCUGUUUAAGCAGCGAGAAGGAAAAGAGGAUGGUCAGGUGCUGGACACAUCAGCUCAAACUGGAGCCACCUCACCCCAAGACUGGACUCCAUCUUUGUUUGUAAGGGCAGGAUGGGACAGGAGAAACUGGCAUCACAGCUCAGGACUGAUGCCGGUGUUCGAGGAGGACGAGGAGGAUGAAGAGGACGAAGAGGACAGUGAUUGGUUUAGAGAGGAGGAGGAAGAUGCAAAAGAAACUUGUGCUGAGCUGUAAAAACCAAUCAGCCCAGCGAGGACCCACAAACCACAGGAAGUGAGUCGUGCUACCUGGAGUUCAGCAGGGAUGAGUGUGACCUACAGCGGAGGAACACACACCCUCUUUAUCCUGGUGGUGUUAUCCUGGCUGAGAUCUUAGAGAUCUGCAGCCCAGGUGAAGAUGAAGAGGAAGGAAAUCUCCAGUCUGGUGUUUUGUGAGAUGCAUGGACUCAAGUUAUAUUAGUACUUCCCAGGAAAUACUCUGACUUUCACUGAUUAACUUGCUGCUUUUUACUUCAAGUAAAAGAAAUAACCCAUGUUUCAUACAUCUGGUUUUGUGUUUAGUUUAAACUUUUGUAAAAAAUAAAUAAAUAAAUAACAAAUUAAACAACAA
This is a messenger RNA of Nothobranchius furzeri (turquoise killifish), 1764 nucleotides long. RefSeq names its product golgin subfamily A member 6-like protein 1. The record is from RefSeq and is a predicted model, not a curated record. Lineage: Eukaryota; Metazoa; Chordata; Actinopteri; Cyprinodontiformes; Nothobranchiidae.